Molecule: messenger RNA, 651 nt
Organism: Guyanagaster necrorhizus
Lineage: Eukaryota; Fungi; Basidiomycota; Agaricomycetes; Agaricales; Physalacriaceae
Exons: 2
Coding region: 77-388 (103 amino acids)
Biological process (GO): phospholipid translocation
Cellular component (GO): mitochondrial intermembrane space; nucleus; cytosol
Molecular function (GO): phosphatidic acid transfer activity
Source: RefSeq, a predicted model, not a curated record
CCAGUGACUGGGCAUUCAAAUUGAUGACCUUGACUAUUUUUUUCCCCCUCAGGCUUCGACCACCAGCAUCUGCAGCAUGGCAGACAGCCUAUCACCUGAAUGCACUCCACUGAAGCACAAGUAUGAUUCAUGCUUCAAUGAAUGGUUCGAGGGUUAUCUCGAACCCGCUAUAGCCGCCUCUGCAACCCAACCAGAGCGAGAGGCCUACUCACGACAAAAAGCCGCAGAAUUUGAAACAAAAUGCGGAAAAAUAUGGAAGGAGUAUAAAACCUGCGUUCACGACUCGUUGAAGCAAAAGGGACUCGAUCCUCUUAUUCAACAGGCGAGGGAAGAGAAUCCUCUCAAGGAACCCCCUGCAGGGCAAUCAACACCGUCUGAUAGGGUAUAGGAAGCCCGGUUUUCGCCUUUCAAUUUUGUAGCCUUAGAUAUGGCUAACAUCCUUAUUGCCACCCGUCGUGCCUAAUACUUUUCUGCUCGACAGUCCAUGUAGCUGUAUCAUCGUAAUCACACAACCCCCUCACAGAUUUUACCGGCUUCAGAUAUAACAUCGGAGACAUUGGAUAUUCGUUAAUGAAUUUGGCCUUCUGCAGACCCUGUGAUGCAAAGGAGGACACAAUCGUUUUACCUUUGGACGAUUUCAUUGGUCAUGAG